UUAUACAUUUCAUAAUGCUAAUACUUGUUCUCUGUAAAUUUAUAUAUCUCGCUUUGUUGUCAUAUUAAAGGCCCGUGGCUGCCAAUUCGACUGUUAUAGAGAUAAAAACAGCUCAUGCAUUCAGUUUAACCAAGUGUUAUAAACAUUAUUCCGCGAAGAACAUGGAAACGAUUGUAAAAUAGGAAAAACAAUUGAAAUUUAAAAAACACACGGCCGUUAGUUUGUAGUGUUCGUUUCAUGUUUAAUUUCCUCGAUAUUCCAUAUGUUACAGCAGCAAUUAACACUAGACGAUGACCGAGUUUUGCUCGUUUUUUUUUUUUUGAUAACGCCAUCUUGUUGUGUCUUUAAAGCGAAUUUGGAUGACUUCAUUUAAAGAAAACGCGUCACAAUCCCAAACAUCAAAACAGUUGUAAUACAACUUCCCUCCAUAAUUACUGCGAUGGGCGGUGACGCGAAAUGCACGUUCGGCACACGUAUGGCCAUCGACAUACACAUGCUUAACGAGAUCAUAUACAGGGAAGUCAAACAUUUCAGGAACUAUAAAAUUUACAGACCCAAUUUCGGAUCAAUCCCUGUUACUGGUAAAUUCUACGCCGCUCAUGAUCAGCUAAAAGCCGAAUCCGAGGAGCAAACGAAAAAAGUGGACGAUUACUAUCACAACGUCGCCCAGACCAGGGCGAAGGGACCACAAAGCAAAUAUCCGUCGCCGGCCACUGAGAACCAAGACGAUAUUUUUCAUCACUUAUAUCGCCCGAUGUCUCGGUUACGUGGCCUACGAAAUGUUUGAAGGCUUCGAAGUAACAGAAUCAGUUAAGACGAAUACAACGAAAUCGAAUCUUUCAACAACCGGCAAUGUAUACUUUACAGAGAAUGAUAACAUCGUUCUGUACGAGAACGUGACCGUAACACCGAAAAGGGUUUCGAAAAUAAAACCUAAAUGUCCUGAAAACGAGAAGCCGUCAAAUAUAGGACCGUACGAAGUACCCACUCAAAGGGACAUCGUAUUUUAUAUUAAAGAUACACUAGUGAGGAUGUACAACGAAUACCACCAGAAGGCGUUGUUGCUGCUGAAAGACAUUAAAGAGGCUACAAAAGCUACAACCGAAAUCGAACAGAAGUGCCACGUCAAACAACGAGAAUCGUAUCGAAACUGCGUAAAACGCGUCGGCAAAAAGUGCGAAACGAUCACGAAAACAUUCGUCACUACAAUAGAGAAGCAAAGGGAAGAUGUGACGUCGUUCAAUGAGGCUACCGUAUGCAAUAUUGCAGCAUUAAAAAUGGAUCCAUUAAAAUUAAUCAAGAUCAUUGCGAUGGAAGACGCAUCAUUGAGUUUCGCUCUGCCCGGUUUCUUAAGAUUAUUAAACGCAUGUUCCAGAUACUGUGAUGAGUCUCCAAAUACAACAGCACUUAAAAAGCCACUCCGACACAUGACAGACCAAGACCUCGUCGUAAAGCAUUUUCUAACCAAAAAGACAUACAUUCAACUCAUAAAAGGGACAGAAUAAAUGACAAAAAAGAAGGACGCAUUCUUAGCAUUCAUUACGAAUGGACGUAUCCAAAGCGAUCGAUCGAACUUCAAGAAUUUCGCGUACCAGCAACUAGAUGUCACCACUGUCAAUGAACUUUUGACAUGAACUUAAUCGUAACUUGAAUAACUUAACCAAAAUACUCUAAGCUUUUUAUGUGAUGUGAAUAACAACCGCCGUGAGAACUCGCUCUCCUACUUGAUGUAUUUAAAUACAAUGUGUGCGAAA
This is a messenger RNA of Bombyx mori (domestic silkworm), 1754 nucleotides long. RefSeq lists its product as uncharacterized. The coding region runs from base 780 to 1505 and encodes 241 amino acids. NCBI's taxonomy places the organism in Eukaryota, Metazoa, Arthropoda, Insecta, Lepidoptera, Bombycidae. The transcript is spliced from 9 exons. The record is from RefSeq and is a predicted model, not a curated record.